CGACCUGCCAAUCAUCUGCUGGUCUCCAGUGUCGAUGGGGGGAAGAAACGGGCUCUCCUCUCCUUGUCUACCCCGCCUCCCCUUCCUUCUGUUCCUCCUCCUCUUAUCGGUGGCGGUGCUUACGGUGGCGGCAUCGGAAAACGAAAAUAAAGGCUCCUCCCUCUCCGCCUCCGAGGCGGAGGCGGCGGUUUCCCGAUUCCGGGAGUACCUCCGGAUCAACACCUCCCAACCGGACCCCGACUACGACGCCGCCGUCCGCUUCCUCCGCGCCCAGGCCGACGACCUUGGCCUUGAGUCCGACGUCCUCGAGUUUGUCUCCGGCAAGCCCCUCCUUCUCCUCCGAUGGGUCGGCCGUAUCCCCUCCCUCCCCGCCCUCCUCCUCAACUCCCACACUGAUGUCGUCCCCACCGAGCCCCUCAAGUGGGCUCAUCCCCCCUUCUCCGCUGCCCUCGACCCCGCCACCGGCAACCUCUACGCCCGAGGAUCCCAGGACAUGAAGUGCGUCGGCCUUCAGUACCUCGAGGCCAUCCGUCGGCUCCGUGCCGCCGGCUUUGCCCCUGACCGCACCAUCUACCUCUCCUUCGUCCCCGACGAGGAGAUCGGAGGGAACGACGGCGCCGGGAGGUUGGCCGCGUCGGAGAAGUUUCAAGAAAUGAAGGUCGGAGUAGAGCUUGACGAGGGACUGGCGUCGCCGGGGGAGGAAUACAGGGUAUUCUACGGGGAGAGGAGCCCAUGGUGGCUGGUGAUCAAGGCACGGGGGGCGCCGGGGCACGGGGCGAAGCUUUAUGACGGGAGUGCGAUGGAGAAUUUGAUGAAGAGUGUGGAGGCAGUAAGGCGGUUCAGGGCGGCGCAGUUUGAUUUGGUGAAGGCCGGGAUGAAGGCCGAGGGGGAGGUGGUGUCGGUGAAUCUGGUCUACCUUAAGGCUGGGACGCCAUCACCCACUGGUUUUGUCAUGAAUCUGCAGCCUUCUGAAGCAGAGGUAGGCCUUGACAUCCGAGUCCCUCCUAAUGCUAAUACUGAAGCACUGGAGAGACGUAUUGCUGAAGAAUGGGCACCUUCAUCACGUAAUUUGACAUUUGAGUUUAAGCACAAGGUUUCUGUGCAUGACAUGUUUGGAAAGCCAGCCAUUACGCCUGCUGACAAUUCCAACCCAUGGUGGAUGCUGUUGGAAGCAGCUGUGAAAAAAGCUAAUGGCAAACUCGGUAAGCCAGAAAUCUUCCCAGCCUCAACCGAUGCUCGAUUUUUCAGAGAACGAGGGAUACCUGCCUUUGGCUUUUCACCAAUGGCAAAUACUCCUAUAUUGCUUCACGACCAUAAUGAGUUCUUGAACAAGCAUGAGUAUCUGAAAGGAAUAGAGAUAUAUGAGUCGAUCAUCAAAGCAUUUGCUUCUUACAAGGGUGACGCCAAGGAUGAAGAAUCAAGGGCAGAGCUGUAAGCAUGGAGGCUUUUCCUGUUUCUCAUUGUGCAGGUGAUUCAAGUGCAAGAGAAUAGCAUGCUGAAGGGAUGACAUCGAGGUCAGUGUGGUACCUAAGCAUCAGGAAAAAGAAACAAUGGGACUUAUAUUUGGUGUUAACUUCCAUUAAAGAUUGUGUACAUCUUAUGUAUCGUUCAAUAUAGAUUGAGACCCUGUAUAUUCAACUCCAAAGUAUGUUUCAGCACCAUUGCUACAGUUUUCCAGUUUUUUGUGAAAUAAGUCAAGCAUGUGGAUGCCGUAACUGUAACCAACUAGACUAGUCCCGUAUGAGGCUGAUGAUUCCAUCUGCACCCUUUAUUUCCAGAAAA
This is a messenger RNA of Elaeis guineensis (African oil palm), 1782 nucleotides long. RefSeq lists its product as uncharacterized. Gene Ontology annotation, molecular function: aminoacylase activity. Gene Ontology annotation, cellular component: cytoplasm. Lineage: Eukaryota; Viridiplantae; Streptophyta; Magnoliopsida; Arecales; Arecaceae. Gene Ontology annotation, biological process: amino acid metabolic process. The record is from RefSeq and is a predicted model, not a curated record.